UGAUUCUGUGAGAGAUGUGGUGGUUAAAUCUUAAACGCUUAUAAAUUUAGAGUAGAUGGUUUUGUUUUCAUAACAUAAAACGGGUUGAGAGAUCAGAAAGCAUCGAUGGAGCAAAUUAGGGGUUUGUAUCACUUGGUAGUGACGGUGACGUGCUUGGUGUGUUUAGGAUUUAAUGUUAGCAUGUGUUCAGGAUCGGAUUCGGAUCCCUUCAUCAAGGCUUACGUGUCUUCAUCACUACCGUCUCACGAUGGCUUGGUACAAAGUCUAUCUGCAUCGGAAUGGAAUUCACUUGUGAUCCAAUCUAAAGUCCCGGUAAUAGUUGUAUUCAUAGCCAAGGACUGUGCCGAAUGUGGUAGUUUGAUGCCCGAGCUCGAAUUCCUAGACUCAGAAUACGAAUAUAUGUUAAAAUUCUACACAGUCGACACUGACGAGGAGUUGGAGCUAGCAAAGGAUUACCGCAUAGAAUAUCAUCCGAUCACUAUUGUCUUUAAAGGCGGAGAAGAAAAGGAAAGAGUCCUCGGAUAUUACCCACAGAUGUUAGGUCAGCUCGCCAAUAAGUACCUGUGAUUUUCCUUGGCUCGUCCGAUUAUUUAUGUUUGCUGUUUCCUUUGUCAAACGUUUGCUACUACAGCGUCGUCAUUUGUCUCUUUCAAUUAUGAAUAAGACUUGGUAUGGUAUAAUGUAAGACUUGUUUGGCUAAUUGGUUA
This is a messenger RNA of Arabidopsis thaliana (thale cress), 707 nucleotides long. Its product is annotated as Thioredoxin superfamily protein. Gene Ontology annotation, molecular function: enzyme activator activity. The record is from RefSeq and is marked reviewed. NCBI's taxonomy places the organism in Eukaryota, Viridiplantae, Streptophyta, Magnoliopsida, Brassicales, Brassicaceae. Bases 106 to 567 code for a protein of 153 amino acids. Gene Ontology annotation, cellular component: chloroplast stroma. The transcript has 2 exons.